UACUAAUAAAAUUCUGUUGAAAAGAAACAAAAAAGAAUGAGUGAAUCAUCUCCAAGCUGGAAGGAAAAACAUGGAGCAUUCAAAACAGGACAGCAGGUUGUAAAAGAUACGCCAGAAGUAGUAAAUGAUAAGGAGAACAUUACUUCUGUUGAUGUUCAAAAGUCGGGGAGCCAAUUAGAAGGGAAGGAUGUGUUUCAUAAUUUGAUUGUCGGAAAUAAUGAUGAUGACAAUAUCCUAAAGAGACUUAGACACCGAUUUGAUCGGAUGGGCGUUGAAUUACCAAAAAUUGAAAUUCGAUACGAGCAUUUAUCAGUGGAAGGUGACGUGCAUGUCGGAAGUAGAGCUCUACCGACCUUAUUUAAUGCUACCAUCAACUCUAUAGAGACGAUUCUUAGGGUGGCAGGACUUGCCUCAUCAAAGAAGAGGAAAGUAAAGAUACUUCACAAUGUUAGUGGCAUACUAAGACCCUCCAGGAUGACAUUGCUUUUGGGGCCUCCUAGUUCAGGAAAAACAACACUGUUAUUAGCUCUUGCAGGAAAGCUUGAUGAAAGUGAUGUAAAGGUAACUGGAAAUAUCACAUAUUGUGGCCAUGAGCUGAAUGAAUUUGUUAUUAAGAAGACGUGUGCAUAUGUUAGUCAAAAUAAUCUUCACCAUGGAGAGAUGACAGUACGAGAGACACUAGAUUUUGCAAGUCGAUGCUUAGGGGUAGGGACUAAGUAUGAGCUACUAGAACAACUCUUAGAACGUGAAAAACAAGCAGGAAUUAAGCCAGAUCCCGAAAUCGAUGCUUAUAUGAAGGGAGUAGCUCUAAAUAGUACUCAUGAAACAAGCCUUGUGAUUGAAUAUGUACUCAAGAUACUUGGCUUAGACAUAUGUGCUAAUACCAUUGUGGGUGAUGAUAUGAGACGAGGCAUUUCUGGCGGUGAAAUAAAGCGUCUUACUAUUGGUGAAGUUUUGGUCGGACCUGCAAAAGUUCUUAUGAUGGAUGAAAUAUCCACUGGGUUGGAUAGUGCAACGACGUUCCAUAUAUGCAAGUACAUAAGUGAAUUGGUUCACACAAUGGACAUGACAACAGUUAUCUCUUUGUUGCAACCUACUCCUCAAGUAUAUGAACUCUUCGACGAUAUUAUCCUCCUCUCAGAAGGUGAAAUUGUGUACCAAGGUCCACGUGACUAUGUCCUUGACUUCUUUGAAUUUGUUGGCUUCAAAUGUCCAAAAAGGAAAGAAGUUGCAAAUUUUCUUCAAGAAGUAACCUCUAGAAAGGACCAAAGACAAUACUGGUCCAAGGACCAAAUUUACACAUAUGUUUCGGUCCCUGAACUCGUUCAAGCUUUCGAAACAUUUGAAGUUGGAGAAAAGCUUGCAUCUGAGCUCAGAGUUCCUUAUCUUAAAGCUAAAACUCACCCUUUAGCUUUGGCAAAAGAUAAUUAUAGUAUCUCUAAUAAGGAACUACUCAAGGCAUGUUUCUCAAGGGAAUGGUUGCUAAUGAAGCGGAAUUCUUUCUUUUACAUCUUUAAAAGUGUACAUGUAGUAAUAUUGUCAAUAGUUACCAUGACCGCGUUCUUCAGGACAACAAUGCACCAUGAGACUGUGGAAGAUGGUAUGAAGUACUUAUCAGCUAUAUUUAUGAGCAUGUCAAACUUUGUGUUGAAUGGAAUGGCAGAAACUACAAUAACAGUUAUGGGGCUCCCCACUUUCUAUAGGCAAAGGGAUUCCUUAUUUUACCCUACAUGGGCUUAUGCUCUACCAAUUUGGGUGCUUCGUAUUCCUGUGUCAUGCUUUGAAUCAGCAUUAUGGACUAUUCUUACAUAUUACACCAUUGGAUAUGCUCCGGGUGCUAGCAGGUUCUUUUCUCAGUGGCUUGCUUACUUCUCUAUUCAUCAAAUGGCUUUGUCAUUCUUUCGCUCUAUUAGUGCCUUGGGAAGAACCAUUGUGAUUGCUACUACAAUUUGUAUGAUUCUAUUAUUGUUCUUUUUUGUCCUCAGUGGUUUUAUCAUUGCAAAAGGUGAUGUUAGCCCUUGGAUGAUAUGGGCCUACUAUCUCUCCCCCAUGAUGUAUGGACAACAUGCUUUGAUUAUUAAUGAAUUUCUUGACAAAAGAUGGAACAUUCCAAAUGAAGACCUUAGAUUCAAAGAACCAACUAUUGGUAAAGUCAUCCUUACAUCAAGAGACCUUUUCACGGAACCACAAUGGUUUUGGAUAAGUAUCGGAGCUCUAACGGGAUUUUCUUUUCUCUCCAACCUCAUAUAUGUUGUGGCAUUGAGAUACUUAAAUCCUCUUAUUCAAUCAAAAGCUAUAGCACAAAACCACGGCGAAGUUCCAUUGCACAUGACAUCUUUUGGGGAGGAAUUGGAUAGCACAAAUUUUGUCAUACCAAAUGAACCAAUGUCUAACAAUUCAGUUAUGAUGAAAGCUAAUCGAGGAAUGAUCUUGGCUUUCCGUCCUCUUUCAAUAGCAUUCAACCAUAUAAAUUACUAUGUGGACACCCCAUCGGAGAUGAAAAGUUUGGGUUAUGAAGGAGAUCGCUUGCGAUUACUACGAGAUGUGAGCGGCGCUUUUAGGCCUGGAAUACUAACAGCAUUGGUAGGUGUAACUGGCGCGGGAAAAACCACAUUAAUCGACGUGCUCGCAGGAAAAAAGACUCGAGGAUAUAUUGAAGGUAGCAUUAGUGUAUCUGGUCACCCGAAGAAUCAGACUACUUUUGCAAGGAUAAGUGGUUACUGUGAACAGAUUGACAUCCAUUCACCGCAUCUCACUAUCUAUGAAUCCCUUCUAUACUCUGCCUGGCUUCGUUUGCCCUCAAACAUCGAUCAAAAAACACGAACGAUAUUUAUUGAAGAAGUAAUGAGAUUAAUUGAACUCGAACCAAUAAGCGAUGCCAUCGUUGGUCUACCGGGGACAAACGGUCUCUCAAUUGAGCAAAGGAAGAGAUUGACCAUAGCAGUAGAGUUAGUUGCUAAUCCUUCCAUUAUUUUCAUGGAUGAACCAACAUCCGGGCUUGAUGCUAGAGCUGCAGCUAUUGUCAUGCGCACUAUGAAAAAUAUUGUUAAUACCGGAAGAACUGUUGUUUGUACGAUUCAUCAACCUAGUAUGGAUAUCUUUGAGGCUUUUGACGAGCUCAUGUUGAUGAAGAGAGGAGGACAAAUUAUCUACGCAGGCCCUCUUGGUGAUCGAUCUUAUAAGCUCAUUGAAUACUUUGAAGCUAUCCAUGGAGUUCCGAAAAUUAGAGAAGGUUAUAAUCCUGCCACAUGGAUGCUUGAAGUUACUAGCCCUCAAGCAGAAUCUCAAAUGGAAUUGGAUUAUGCAAAAAUUUAUGAAAAAUCUGAACUUUACCAAAGGAACCAAGAUAUCAUAAGAGAGCUUAGUACUCCGGCACCGGAUUCAAAGGAUCUCUACUUUAAAACCAAAUACUCCCAGCCAUUCCUUGUUCAAUUUAAAGCUUGUUUAUGGAAACAAUACAGAUCUUAUUGGCAAAAUCCAACAUAUACAGGCGUUCGCUUUUUUAUGGCGAUAUUAAUGGGUGCUUUAGUUGGUCUUAUAUUUUGGAACAAGGGAGGUAAAUUAACAACACUUCAAGACAUGAUGAAUCUAUUAGGGGUAAUAUAUGCUCCUAUCAUGUUUCUGGGUGCAAGCAAUGCUUUGAAUGUCCAAAUAGUUGUUGCUACAGAGAGAACUGUCUUUUAUCGUGAAAGGGCUGCAAUAAUGUAUUCAACUCUACCAUUUGCAUUGGCUCAGCUGGUUAUUGAGACUAUCUAUCUUGCAAUUGUAAAUUUGCUUUAUGUUCUUCUUCUAUAUUCCAUGAUCGGAUAUGAGUGGACCAUUGGGAAAUUCUUAUACUUCUACUACUUCAUAUUCAUGUGCUUCACAUAUCACACAGCGUUAGGAAUGAUGCUUGUUUCACUAACACCGCGCCACGAAAUUGCAUCGGUUUUCAUGACAUUGUUUGCUACCUUCUGGAAUCUUUUUGCUGGAUUUUUCCUCCCAAGACCGCAAAUUCCAAUUUGGUGGAGGUGGUCCUAUUGGACUUCCCCUGUUGCUUGGACAAUGUAUGGACUGGUCACUUCGCAAGUAGGUGAUAAGAGCUCUCUUAUUGAGAUACCUGGAAUCAGUAGUGUGCCAGUGAAUAUUUUUCUCAAAGAGCUUUUAGGCUAUGAAUAUGAUUUCUUGCCUGUUGUUGUGGUGGCACAUCUUGCUUGGGUCCUCCUUUUCUUCAUGGUUUUCGCCUACAGUAUCAAGUUCUUCAACUUUCAAAAGAGAUGAUUCAUACUUGAUGUUAGCAUAUGGAGUUGUAACUGAUAAAAGAUAUGUACAUUCUCUUCCUAGGUUUAGGAUAGAAAAAUAAUAAACAUAUUUUAUUUGUUAGAUAUCUUCACACAGAUCUUCUUAAUUUCCUAAUAUGAUUAGAACUAUCAUUGUAACUCUAUAAAUUUGAACAAUGGAAUACAAUAGAGCAUGAAGUUUAUAUUA
Beta vulgaris subsp. vulgaris (sugar beet) is the source of this 4467-nucleotide messenger RNA. Its product is annotated as ABC transporter G family member 39. The transcript has 19 exons. Gene Ontology annotation, cellular component: membrane. Bases 37 to 4260 code for a protein of 1407 amino acids. The record is from RefSeq and is a predicted model, not a curated record. NCBI's taxonomy places the organism in Eukaryota, Viridiplantae, Streptophyta, Magnoliopsida, Caryophyllales, Amaranthaceae. Gene Ontology annotation, molecular function: ATP binding; ABC-type transporter activity; ATP hydrolysis activity.